GCCACAGUCGGCGAUGGAUGCUAUGGCGGAGCUGCCGCUGCCCGCCGGGCUCAGCGCCCGCACCUUCCCCGCCAAGCUCUGGCGCCUGGUGAACAGCCCCCGCGUCCGCUCCGUGCGCUGGGACAGCCGCGCCCAGGGGCUGCUCAUCGACCGCUGCCUCUUCGAGCGGGAGCUGCUCAGCUCGGGCCGCGCCCACAGGGGCCGUGGCCAUGGGCCGGCCCCGGUGCCGCACACCUUCAGGGCCACGCAGUUCCGCAGCUUCGUGCGGCAGCUCUACCGCUACGGCUUCCACAAGGUGCCGGGCUGGCUCGGCUCGGCUGCGCCGGGCGAUGCCGGGGCCUGGCUCCACUACAGCAACCCCCGCUUUCGCCGCGACCGCCCCGACCUCCUGCUCCGCAUCAGGCGCCGGAGCGCGGCCAACAGGCAGCGGCCGGCGGCGGGCCGGGAUGGCCGCAGGCGCCCGCCCUGCGGCUCCCAGCAGCUCCCCGGGGCGCGGCCGCUGCCGGACGGGCGGCACGGGCGCGCUCGCUUCACGGCGCUGCCCAGGGAGCGGCCGCCGCUGCCGGCCGGGCGCCCGCCCAGCGGCUUCCUCCUGCUGCACAGGGACCGGGCGCUGCCGGACGGGCGGGAGCUGCGCCGCCCCCGGCCCGGCCGCCUCCAGCAGCCCCCCGGGGAGCGGCCGCUGCUCGCCCGGCGCCCGCCCUGCGGCUUCCACCUGCUGCACAGGGAGCGGCCGCUGCCGGCCCCGCGGGAGGGGCCGAGCCCCUUCCAGGAGCUCUACGGGGAGCGGCCGCCGCCCGCCGAGCGGGACGUGCUCGCCAUCCAGCCCUGCAGCUUCCAGCAGCUCCACAGGGAGCAGCAGCCCCCAGCCUACGACGCACGAGCCACCCCGGGCACUUCAGGGCCCAGCGCUCCACCCGGCAGUGCAGCCUGUGCAGCAUGGACGGCCUCCAGCUCAGCACAGAACGCACCUGGGGAGGAGGAAUGGCCGCCAGCAGAUCUGGGCCUUGCUGUAGAGAACAUGAUUCGGGAGAUCAGGAGGUCCCUGUCUGAAAGAUCUCCCUCUGUGCAGGGCAAUGUUGGUGUUGCCCCUGAUUCUCCAGGAGGAGACCCUGUGAACAGAGCUGCAGCAGAGGAAGCUUCAUCUGGCACCGAGAGCUGCAGGAGCAGUUCCCAGGAGCCUGGUGAGGACAGAGCCCACACUGGUUUAGAGAGCU
Molecule: messenger RNA, 1217 nt
Organism: Zonotrichia leucophrys gambelii
Lineage: Eukaryota; Metazoa; Chordata; Aves; Passeriformes; Passerellidae
Exons: 3
Biological process (GO): regulation of DNA-templated transcription
Molecular function (GO): sequence-specific DNA binding; DNA-binding transcription factor activity
Source: RefSeq, a predicted model, not a curated record